Clunio marinus is the source of this 1530-nucleotide messenger RNA. Lineage: Eukaryota; Metazoa; Arthropoda; Insecta; Diptera; Chironomidae. The record is from the annotation of a GenBank genome assembly.
AUGAAUUAUGAUGAAGUUCUUCCGCAUUUGUCGAGAGGCAAUUUCGGGAAAUAUCAAACGAAAAUUUACAUUUUACUUUGCUUACCGUCUUUGAUAAUUGCUUUUCAUAACAUGAGUGGUGUGUUUAUUCUUGCUGUGCCAGAUCAUAGAUGCAAAUUAGAUGGAGAAUUGUCAAAUGCGUCUUUUAAAUUACCUGACGACAUUCUAAAUUAUUCAAUUCCGUUCGACAACUCAAAACAAGAAUAUUCAAAGUGUGAAUACUUUAGAGCAGAUUCAAGCGAAGCAGUAAAAUGUUCAGAAUUUAUUUGGGAUGAAAGUAAAGUAGAAAGUUCAGCAGUGAAAUCAUUUGCAUUAGUUUGUGAUCGUGGAAUUUUAAAAGCGACAGCCGAAGCAAUUUACAUGUUUGGAAUUUUGAUGGGAUGUUAUUGCUUUGGAAGCUUUUCAGAUAAGUUUGGAAGACGACCAGCUUUUAUGCUUGCAAUGCUUAUUCAAAUUUUGUUUGGAUUUUUAACUGCUUUCGCACCUGAAUAUCUGUCGUUUGUGAUAUUUAAUAUGAUUGUCGGAACAACAACAAGUGGAGCGUUCUUAUCAGCUUAUUGCUUAUCUCUUGAGAUGGUUCGCAAGGAAUCCAGGAAUUAUGCUGGGACUAUCAUCUUGAUGUUCUUCUCUACUGGUUACAUGUUGGUUGGAGCAUUUGCCUAUUUUAUCCAUAAUUGGAGAUGGCUUAAGAUCUCCUUAACACUCCCCAGCCUGCUUUUCCUUUCAUAUUGGUGGUUUAUUCCCGAAUCAAAUCGUUGGCUUUUAGUAAACAAUCAAAAAGGCAGAGCAUUCGCACAAAUCGAGAAGAUUGCAAAAACCAACAAGGUCAAUAUACCUAAAGAUAUAUUAAAUAAGCUCGUAGCUGAAGAGGAUGACAAUAAAAACCAAAAAAAAUCGCUUUUUGGACUCUUCAAGUCUCCAAAAUUACGUAUCAAAUCACUUCUUAUCUUUUUUUAUUGGUUUGUCAUUUGUGGCGCGUAUUAUGGAUUAUCAUGGAAUACCAGCAAUUUGGGUGGAAAUGAGAUUAUAAAUUUCGUAAUAAGCGGAGCUGUUGAACUUCCAGCAAAUUUCUUUCUUUUAUUUGCACUUAAUCGAUUGGGCCGAAAACCAAUUUUAAUGGGAGGUAUGAUAAGUGCGGGUGGAUUAUUUUUAAUUUCAAUCUUCUUUCAACAAUCACAUACAUGGAUAUUCAUUUCUCUAAUAAUGUUGGGAAAGAUGACAAUUACAGCAAGCUUCACAACAGUUUACAUUUUCUCAGCUGAACAAUUCCCAACAGUCAUUAGAAAUGUUGCAAUUGGAGCUGCAAGCAUGUCAGCAAGAUUUGGUGGAAUGAUCACGCCUUACGUCUUUUAUUUAUCCAAUUAUUGGCAACCAGCACCUUUUUUGAUUUAUGGCAUUGCAGUAUCAAUUGCAGGAAUUUCUGCAAGUUUUCUCAGCGAAACUGUCAACAGACAACUGCCAGAAACACUUGCCGACGGCGAUGAAUUGUAA